GUCGUAUAUUCACCAAAGAGAAAACAGAUCCUUUGAAGAGCGCAGCGCCAGAUAAAGCAUCAAGCCCAGAAUGCAGAACUCGUCCGCGUUCAGUGUUGACUCGCUGAUGGGAAAGAAGACCCUGGACUCUAAAACGAACGAUAUGGAGAAAGAAAGCGAGAGAAAGUCGGCAUUUUCUGUCGCCCCUCCGUUACCAAAGCGAGAAUUUCAUCUUCCCAGUGUCUGUAACUGCCAGCCUUGUCAACAAACGGCUGUGUCAGGGUUUACUGCAAUGAGCCAAGCUGUAGCCGAACCGAGGUUUAUGUCCUUACAAUCGAUGGCUGGAACUGUAUCAGUACCUGCUCCCGUGUAUCUCCCGAAAGCAGCUCCGCAAAGAAGAAAGAGAAAGGAGAGCAAAACACGCCGACAACGCACAACCUUCACCAGCGAGCAAACUCUUAAGCUUGAACUCGAGUUUCACCAAAACGAGUACAUCACUCGAUCAAGGCGUUUUGAGUUGGCUGCCUGUCUUAACCUGACUGAAACACAAGUCAAAAUAUGGUUCCAAAAUCGCCGAGCGAAAGACAAACGCCUAGAGAAAGCGCAAAUGGAUCAGCAGUUGAGAAUCGCAAGUUACGCGGCCGGAGCAGGGAUUACAUAUCCGCCAUCUUACUUCAAUUAUUAUUCAUCCCAUUACUACAAAAACAAUCCUGCUCAGGUGACUGGUAACAUCACUCAAAGGGUUGUGUAAACAGAAAUAACUUUCUGCAAGUGGAACAGAACUAUUUAUUGUUGUGCAGACUGCGGUAAUGAACUUUUAAUAUAAUAUGGUUUUGAAUCAUUUACAUCCGUACUCGGGCAAUUUAAGAUUCCUAAUACUUCCUUGGCAUACGCGAGAAUUUAAUUUUUCAUUCAUCUUGCAAACUUUCCUCUAUAGACAAGGUGCAUGCUUUUAAUUGUGAGUAACGUUCCUAGACACAGAAAAUCAAAUAAUUUUGGCUGCGCAAUUGUUGUUUCUUUGUUAAUAGAGCGUUUUACUCUGAAGUUGGAGCAUUCUGUUAAUGAUAACGAUCAAGGUUGAGUCUGGGUUAAUUUACGUAAUGUAAAUACACUCAUAGAAACUUCAAUUAAAUUGUACAUAGAUAUAUUAUAUUUAGGUUUACUGGAUUAUCUUGUAUGGAGAGACAUCUCGCUUUUCAUGCGAGAAUUGCUUAUAAACCGCUCGAAUUGCUCCAAUUUCUAUUUGUAGACGUAGCUAAGGGAGACUGGCUGGAAUGUCAAAAAUCGAGUUUUCUUGGCAAACCUUCUCUUGUUAAUUACAUUUUCUCCUUAUUAAAGCAAUAAAUGACCUCGAAACCUGAUAAGAA
Molecule: messenger RNA, 1346 nt
Organism: Stylophora pistillata
Lineage: Eukaryota; Metazoa; Cnidaria; Anthozoa; Scleractinia; Pocilloporidae
Biological process (GO): regulation of DNA-templated transcription
Molecular function (GO): DNA binding; DNA-binding transcription factor activity, RNA polymerase II-specific
Source: RefSeq, a predicted model, not a curated record